Scomber japonicus (chub mackerel) is the source of this 1122-nucleotide messenger RNA. RefSeq names its product sia-alpha-2,3-Gal-beta-1,4-GlcNAc-R:alpha 2,8-sialyltransferase-like. The coding region runs from base 1 to 1122 and encodes 373 amino acids. Gene Ontology annotation, molecular function: alpha-N-acetylneuraminate alpha-2,8-sialyltransferase activity. The transcript has 4 exons. NCBI's taxonomy places the organism in Eukaryota, Metazoa, Chordata, Actinopteri, Scombriformes, Scombridae. Gene Ontology annotation, biological process: oligosaccharide metabolic process; N-glycan processing. The record is from RefSeq and is a predicted model, not a curated record.
AUGGUCCGCAUCGCCAAGGCCCUGGGUUUGGUCAUCCUGUGCGUCGCCGUGCUCAUACUGUCGCUCAUCAGCUAUGUAUCCCUCAGAAAAGACAGCCUCUUCACCUCCUCAAAAUACUACAUGGGAGGCCCGAGGAUUAUGUUUCACGCAGGUUUUCGGUCUCAGUUUGCAAUGAAUUUUCUGGACCCUUCCUUCAUCCCCUUAACCAACGCCCUAAAUGAGGAGCUCCAAGGAAAACCAUACAAAUGGAAAUUCAACAAGACCGCUUUUUAUCAGCAGAGGAAAGAUAUCUUCAGCUACAUUGACAUUCCCACCAACUUCUCACUCACAAAGAACAGCGUACGCGUUGGCCAGCUGAUGCACUUUGACUACUCCAGCCACAAAUAUGUCUUCUCUAUCAGUAACAACUUCAAGUCCCUGCUCCCAGACAUCUCUCCUAUCUUCAACAAGCAUUACAGCAUGUGUGCUGUGGUGGGUAACAGCGGCAUCCUGACUGGAAGCCACUGUGGCCCAGAAAUUGACCAGGCUGACUUUGUCUUCCGCUGCAACUUCGCCCCAACGGAGUUCUACUCCAAGGACGUGGGAAGGAAGACCAACCUGACCACGUUUAACCCCAGCAUCCUGGAGAGGUACUAUAAUAACCUGCUGACAAUACAAGAUAGGAAUAACUUCUUCCUCAACCUGAAGAAGCUUGAGGGCGCCAUUCUGUGGAUCCCGGCCUUCUUCCUCCAUACUUCAGCUACAGUGACCCGGACCCUGGUGGACUUCUUUGUGGAGCACAAGGGCCAACUGAAGAUCGAACUGGCCUGGCCAGGAAACAUCAUGCACGAUGUUAACAAAUACUGGAAGACUAAAAACCUCUCUCCCAAACGGCUCAGCACUGGAAUCCUCAUGUACACUCUGGCCUCCGCCAUGUGUGACGAGAUCCAUCUCUACGGCUUCUGGCCCUUCGGCUGGGACCCCAACACAGGCAAGGAUUUGCCUUACCACUAUUACGACAAGAAAGGGACCAAAUUCACCACCAAGUGGCAGGAGACCCACCAGCUGCCCACCGAGUUCAAGCUGCUCUACAAGCUACACAGAGAGGGUGUGAUCAAACUCAGCCUGACGCACUGCUCUUAG